Messenger RNA from Amphimedon queenslandica, 760 nucleotides. RefSeq names its product HEAT repeat-containing protein 1-like. The transcript has 3 exons. Lineage: Eukaryota; Metazoa; Porifera; Demospongiae; Haplosclerida; Niphatidae. The annotation marks the transcript as partial. The record is from RefSeq and is a predicted model, not a curated record.
GUUCAUUUUCAAGGGCGUGGUUCCCUCCUUCGUUUCCUAGCGAUGAUAUGGACUGCUCCCACUGACUCUAACAACACCGAGGGGGCCAGUAAUGGACUACUCAUUACUGAAGUGACUCAGGUCAGAGCUCUAAGGAUAGCUAGGGCUUACCUUCACUCACUGGAUCAUGACGCCACUAUUGCCAUGCUCUCAGCAUACUGUCCAGUUGUCUCCUCACUAUUGCUCCCAUUGUCGAGUCCUAAUACUCUCAUUCGUAAAGGAGCCUAUCACUGCAUUGAAGCACUCUACAGCUCAGCCACUGUCUCACAGCCAGAGGACAAACUAACCCAAAUCUACUCCUCAUGCCCUCUCCUUCAUCUACUGGACUACCUCACCACAUGUAAAGUAUCAAUAACUACUGACCCCAUUGGACUCCAGUUAGUAUUACAGUCACUCUAUAGCAGUACUGAGGAUGGGAAUAGGAGGGGGACAUUCCCAAGGCUGGCUCCGCCCGAUGUUCCGCCGAGUGCUAAAAAGAGGCGUGGCAAAAAGGCGGAGUCUCUCGAGGAAGGGGAGAGGGUCCGUGAAGCGAUUGUAGAGUCUUUGUUGUUGAUGAUAGUUGGACUGGAGAGAGGACCUUUGUAUAUGAUCAAUCAGUUAUUGAGUAUACUAUCAGGAGUUGAUAUUAAGUGUAAGUUAAGUGGGUUGUUGAAGCUGAUGAAAGAGUUGAUCCAAAAAGUGAAGGAACACGAUGAACAUACAAUGGACACAAACAAAGAAU